AAGGCUGAAGACCUGGGCAUGGUACAGAAGCUGCUGCAGAGACCCAAGGCUGGCAAAGCCAAGCUCCUGGGUUCUGCAAAGAGAGUGAAUGUAAAUUUUCAAGACGCGGAUGGGUUUUCAGCUCUGCACCAUGCCGCUCUUAUCGGGAACAAUGAACUCAUCUCUUUGCUCCUGGAUGCUCAGGCUGCCGUGGACAUCAAAGAUAACAAAGGGAUGCGUCCGCUUCAUUAUGCAGCCUGGCAGGGCAAGAAGGAACCAAUGAAAUUACUGCUAAAGUCGGGUUCUGCUGUGAACAUCCCGUCUGAUGAGGGACAGAUCCCUUUACACCAGGCGGCACAGCAUGGACAUUACGAUGUGUCGGAGAUGUUACUUCAGCACCAGUCCAACCCCUGCAUCAUGGAUAUUUCUGGAAAGACCCCUCUGGACUUGGCCUGCGAGUUUGGAAGAGUGGGAGUUGUUCAGCUGUUGUUAAACAGUAACAUGUGUUCAGCAUUACUGGAACCAAAGCCUGGAGACAGUACAGACCCCAAUGGGACCAGCCCUCUGCACCUCGCAGCUAAGAAUGGCCACAUUGAUAUCAUUAGGCUUCUGUUACAAGCUGGUAUAGACAUUAACAGGCAGACCAAAUCGGGAACAGCCCUCCAUGAGGCGGCCCUGUGUGGGAAGACUGAGGUCGUCCGGCUUCUCUUGGAUAGCGGGAUCAAUGCUCAUGUAAGAAACACCUACAACCAAUCCGCGCUGGACAUAGUGAAUCAGUUUACAGGAACCCAGGCCAGCAAGGAGAUCAAACACAUGCUACGAGAAGCUUCGGCAGCUCUGCAGGUCAGGGCACUGAAGGAUUACUGCAAUAAUUAUGAUCUGACCAGUCUUAACAUAAAAAUGGGAGAUGUGAUCACGGUUUUGGAGCAGCAUCCUGACGGCCGGUGGAAAGGUUGCAUCCAUGACAACCGGACGGGCAAUGACAGAGUGGGCUACUUUCCAUCCAGUCUUGUUGAGGCCAUCACCAAGCGAACAGGCUCUCGGGGAUCAGAUUCUAGUCCAUCUCACAUGUCUCCGGGAUCUACUUCUGUGGUCCCUACUGAGGAAAUUUGGGUAUUGAGGAAACCGUUUGCAGGUGGUGAUCGAAGCAGCAUGGGCAGUACAGGAAGCGCCGCCAGUGGUCGAAGUUCUGGGAGCGGUCAGAGUGCUAACAGUGCUAAUGCUAUACCCGCUAGUGCAGAGGGGGUCAAGCUGCUCGCCACUGUUCUUUCCCAGAAGGCAUUGGGGCAGGAGCCUGGAGACGCCUGUGAGGGCCACACAGGACCUCCGCGACCCCAGAGCGUAUCAAGCUCUCCCAAUAUUGAACAGACGUACGGGGACCACUCGAAGAAGAUGGAGCCUAUGACCGAAGGAAAGAGCUCAGAAGCUGUGUUCCAGUGGCUGUGCAAGUUCCAGCUCCAGGUCUAUGCUCCUAAUUUUAUCAACUCUGGCUAUGACAUCCCAACCAUCAGCCGCAUGACACCAGAGGAUCUUACUGCCAUUGGAGUUACAAAGCCGGGACACCGGAAAAAAAUUGUCUCGGAAAUCAGCAGCCUGAACAUCGGGGAGUGGUUGCCUGAUUACAAACCCGCCAACCUGUCCCUCUGGCUUUCAAUGAUCGGGCUGGGUCAGUAUUACAAAGUGCUGGUAGAGAAUGGCUAUGAGAAUAUUGAUUUUAUCACCGAUAUCACAUGGGAAGACUUGCAGGAGAUUGGAAUCACUAAACUGGGUCACCAAAAGAAGUUGAUGUUGGCUGUAAAGAAGCUGGCGGAGAUCCAGAGGUCAGAGUAUGGCAACUCGGGCAGCAUGAGAAGGAGGCCACCUCAGAAGAGCAUUGAUGCAAUGAGCAUUGAUUCGCCUCCUCCAGACAGUGGCGAGUGCCAGUCUCCUAAAAUGAAAACCUUCCAAGACAGCGAACUGAGUGAUGAGCUGCAAGCAGCUAUAAGUAGCGAGACUCCAGAUGGCCCUGAAAAGCAGAUUAACCAUGUGGUGCACCAUCGAGAAGGAUCUUAUCGAGGUCCCUCAGGGGCAAGGCUCCACCACGAAAGCAGUCUGAGCGGCCGAGCUAGACAUAUCAGCAGUUCCCAAGAACUCUUGGGAGAUGGAACCAAGACACCUAGCUCUCCUAUGUCCAAGAGCCAGGAAUAUUUAACGGAAGAUGUGAAGAGAGAGGAAGUGGUUAGAGAGUCCAGACCUCUCAGGCAAGGACAUUCAGUGAAGAGGGCCAGCGUGCCACCUGUUCCAGGAAAACCCCGGCAGUCAUUCCCUCCUCCUGGAGGGCAGACCUACACCCCUCCACAGACCCCAACAAAAGGGACUCCUUCUUCCCCACAGGCUAACACUCCUCAAGCUACUGCCAAAGUCAAGCCAACACCCCAGCUUCUUCCACCAUCUGACCGACCCAUGUCUCCCCGCUCUCUGCCUCAGUCUCCCACGCACAGAGGCUUUGCCUAUGUUCUUCCACAACCCAUUGAAGGUGAAGGAAUUCCCGCUCACUUGGUACAGGCAGUGCCCGUGCUACCAGUGUCGGUUCCAGUGCUGUGCCUUCCACCAGCAGGUAGUGAGGGAGAAGAUGAGGAUGUGGAGGAUGGAGAGAGGAGUGAUCAUGGCCGACCCAAAAAACGGGCCCACAGUUUGAAUCGUUAUGCAGGUUCUGAUGGAGAGCGCGAGGAGCUGUUGGUUAUUGAUGGAGGUCCAUAUGGCACAGGGCAGAGGCGAGUUGGUAGGAGUCACUCUGUAAGAGCACAGUCUGGAGGUGACAAGAAUGUAAAUCGCAGUCAGUCAUUUGCAGUGCGCCCCAGAAAAAAGGGUCCUCCACCACCACCACCAAAACGUUCCAGUUCUGCCAUCUCUGGGACCAACCUCGGUGAUGGGUUGUCUGCUGAGGAUGCAGGAGGAGAGUGUUACCGAGAACAAAGAAGAGCAAGUGACUUUGGUGGUAUAGUGGACACUGGAAGUGCCGGCAGUGUAAAGAGUAUCGCUGCUAUGCUGGAAUUGUCAUCCAUUGGUGGUGGGCCAAGGGCAAUGACUGGUCUGAGGCCAAGAGGAUCUGAUGGCUACUGUGUUCACCUCCUACCUCAUCCGGGCAGCCCUGAACUUCACCGAUUCCCAGGCACUGUGGCUGGUGUCAAACACCGUGAAGCCAUCGGUCUGGAUGGAGAGGUGGUUAACCGUCGGCGAACCAUCAGCGGACCAUUGACUGGUUUAGUAACAGCAGCUCGAAGAGAGCGGCAAGAGGUGUCAAGGUCACCAGAUUCCCCACGCAGUCCUUCUGAUGUCAUGCCCUUUGCAGAGGAGCGCAAGCCGACUAUUAAACAUCGUCCACGGCCGUCACGGACAGAACAGGGAGACUCACUUGCAGAUUCUGCCAAGCACACGGACUUGACCUCUGUUGAGUCUAGCGUGACUCUGAAGCGUCGCGUGAGAGCCAGACAGGGCCAGCAUUCUGGAGAUGUGAAAUUCCUGUUGACGGAAUCGGACACCGUCAAGCGGAGGCCCAAGCCUCGAGACAAGGAAGGCGGAGGAAUAGGGAUGGAGCCUUUGGCUGUGUAUCAGAAUGGGAUGGGGACUGUAAAGCGCCGGCCCGUUUCAGAAUUGAGCGUGGGAGGGACAGGACGACAGGACAACGCAGAGCAUAUAGCACAGACUCCAGAACGCAGUGUUAAGCCUCCUGUCUCACCAAAGCCCACCAUUAUACAGCCUGCCGGAAAGGGCCUGUCGCCAUCCAUAUCCACACCCACAAAGAAGGCCCCUCUGCCAGGCCCUGGAGGAGAAGUAAGGAAGGUAAUGGGGACACCUCCUCCUGUCUUCCCCAAACCUACUCCUCCCCCAAUAGCCCCUAAACCCCCAAAACCUCAUGCCAUCAUUCAGUCCUCUAGUGCCAGCUCAACUCCAGCCCCUUCUCCCGUCAAGCAACCGAACAACAUCAAACCUUCCAGCACUCCCCCGUCCCUGUGCUCCAGCCCCGCUAAGCCCCUGACUCCGGGUCACCCUCUACAGGUUCCCAUCAAGCCCCCCAGACUGUCCAUCACCAGCUCUUCCAUAGAGGGAGGGAGUAACGAGGCCGCGCAGCAGAAGCUGGAGGAGACCAGCGCGUCACUGGCUGCAGCACUGCAAGCUGUGGAGGAGAAGAUUAAACAGGAGGAUUCACAGAAGGCCAGUUCCCUGAAGGAGAAGAGCACAGUCAGUAUUCUGGAUGACAUUGGCAGCAUGUUUGAUGACCUUGCAGACCAGCUGGAUGCUAUGUUGGAGUGAAAUUUCAGUGUUUGUACGUGUGGUGGUCUCCUUAAGGCAAGGUCCCACAGACUGCUUCUUGCCUCUUCCCAUGUUGCUGGUUCCUGUACAGACCAUCCGCCUUCUCCUAGGAACCUUCUGAGUCCUGUACCCCUCGCCGCCCCGCAACACAUGCCUAACCUUAGCACAAACAAGCAAUGUCGAAUACCUCAGGAUUGUGCUCAUUCGGGGCAGCAUGGGAGGAGGCCAACCGAGAGGUGGCACCAGCUACUGGGCUCGGCCGUUCCAGCAUCAGGACCAGUUCCAGAAUGCAUUGCAGAGCAGAUCCCGGUCACAACCUGGAUUGAGAUGACCGCAGUCUGUUGAUGGAUUGACUAAACAUACUGCAAAGCACUAUGGGAGAACGGAUAUUGUCCAGCAGUGAAACAGCACGCAUCCUGCCAUCUACGUCAAUGUCAUACCGCCGACCUAUGGUGAAUCCUUCUCAUUUUGUAUUUCUUGUUUUUUCGUUUUCUUGUUGGAAUUGCUGUUAUUAUUCUGUGUAAGAAAGGGAUAUGAAAUCACUCCAUCGAGAAACUUUGGGUGGCUGUCAAAUACCCCGUACCCUUGGCUGCCCAUAUUUUAGAAGCCACAUAUUUCUCCAGUUACGGUGUGUUUCUGCAUUGUUAGGUGCCAUGGAAUUUGCCAGGACAGCAGGGGGAGCCCAUAUUGCAGUCUAGGGCCAUGUCGUCAACCGGAGGCCAACAAUCCAGUGAUCUUCAAGCUACCCGACCUUCAUUACAUAAGCAUUUCUGUAUCCCUUCCCUGUUGAACCAAAUAGUGGAGCAUGCAAAACUCAUCUCAUCGUGGACUUCCUAAAAUAUUCAAAGUUGUCUUCUGCUCCCUAGCAGUUAGGAAUAUGCCCAGAGUGUAA
Molecule: messenger RNA, 5164 nt
Organism: Nanorana parkeri
Lineage: Eukaryota; Metazoa; Chordata; Amphibia; Anura; Dicroglossidae
Gene: CASKIN1
Product: CASK interacting protein 1
Exons: 20
Coding region: 19-4272 (1417 amino acids)
Molecular function (GO): protein binding
Source: RefSeq, a predicted model, not a curated record